Mesorhabditis belari is the source of this 1197-nucleotide messenger RNA. Lineage: Eukaryota; Metazoa; Nematoda; Chromadorea; Rhabditida; Rhabditidae. The record is from the annotation of a GenBank genome assembly.
AUGUACCUAAUAAUAUCUUUUUUUUUCAGCUUUUUCAACUCUCAACCCAUUCACCCAAUUGAGGACGGACACGGAAAAUUUGAUGGAGAAGGAGCGUUCCCCGCCGAUGAUCUGAGGGACGAAGAGAAAAGGAUUAAUCGCCCAAAUCACAUCGAAAUCCCGAACUCGUUCCUCGGCACCGAGGCCACCGCCGAAAAGGCUCUCUCAUACGAUACCAACAUCGCUAUCGAUGAGUUCUGUGCCCGCGUGAAAGAAUACCACGAGAAAGAUGACACCGUUUUUCACGAUGAGUUUGAGGUACUAAAUCGUCAAUCGGGAUGGGGCGGUGUGGAAAGAAUUCAGUCAAUCAGCGGCGAUUCGGAAGAAAACGCGAAAAGGAAUCGUUUUCUCGAUGUUCUCCCGUUCGAAGCAAACCGGGUGAAGCUCUCGAAAAAGGGACAAGAUUACAUAAACGCGAGCUAUGUUGAUAGCUACAAUCACCCGAAAUUCUUCAUCGCCACUCAGGGCCCACUCGGAGAGGCGGAAGUAAGUGUAACUUCUGGCCGUCGCGUGGCCACAGUAGAUGAUUUUUGGGAAAUGGUAUGGGAAAAAGAUUGUCAAACAAUAAUCAUGUUGACACAAUGUAUCGAGAAUUGUCGACCAAAAUGUGCUCAAUAUUGGCCGUCAAAUGUGGGCGAAACAUCGAAAUAUCGGGGAAUUGAAGUGGAUUUAAUGUCAACAACCGAUGAUCCAAUCUGUUUACAUCGUGAGUUCGAUGUUCGAAUGGGAUCUGCUAUAAAAGAGAUCUCUCAAUUCCAUUUCAAAGAGUGGGAGGACUCAAAAGCUCCGGAAAGUCGCGAACACUUGUUAGACUUUGUGGAAAGAAUUCGGAAAACGAGGAAUAAAGGGCCCAUUCUGGUGCAUUGCAGUGCUGGUGUUGGCCGAACGGGUGUCUUCAUCGCUCUUUACAAUCUCCUCUGUCAACUUGCCGAUCCGGCUGUCACACACGUCGAUGUAUUCAAAACGGUUUCGAAAUUGAGAGAGCAACGCGUUCGCAUGGUGCAAACUCCGGAACAAUACGUGACUCUUUAUGACACUCUUGAGGCAGCCAUUCAAGCACAAAAAAUCGUUGGAGAGGAAGUGAGGACGAGAAAACGGGGAUCAAUGCAUGAUUCAGAGACACAGUCCGAGAAUGAAUCAGUCGAGAAUUUAAGAGUC